UGUUGUUUAGUUUGAAAAAAAAGGUUUUUUUUUAUAUUUAAUGAAUAUUAGUUGUUUUAACUUUGAUAAUCAAGGGCCUCAGAAUCAUAAAUUUGUUGUUUGUUUAAAGCUAAGUUGAGUGCAACUUAAUAUACAACCAUGCCUAGUCAGUAUGAGGAAGAACGUGUAUGGGAUGGUCAGAAUCAUAAUAAUCAAUAUGAAGAAGAAGGAAAUGAAGAUGUUAUUGAGAACCCUGAAGAGGUAUUAAAUGAAUGUCUGGAAAAAUUUAAAACUCCAGACUACAUUAUGGAACCUGGUAUUUUUGGUCAGCUUAAAAGAUACUUCCAAGCUGGUGGAAAUCCAGAGCAAGUUAUUGAACAACUGUCAAUGAAUUACAAUGCUGUAGCUCAGAUGGCCAACUUAUUAGCUGAAUGGCUUAUCCUUGGAGGUGUUAAAGUUAGUGAAGUCCAAGCUAUGGUUGAAAAUCAUUUAAAAGACAUGAUUCUAAAAACAUUUGAUCCCAAAAAAGCUGAUACAAUAUUCACUGAAGAGGGAGAGACACCAGCUUGGCUUACUGAGAUGAUUGAACAUCCUACUUGGAGAUCUUUAAUUUACAGACUAGCUGAAGAAUAUCCAGAUUGUCUAAUGUUAAAUUUUACUAUAAAGUUAAUUUCUGAUGCAGGUUUUCAAGGUGAGAUAACAAGCAUAUCAACAGCUGCACAACAAAUCGAAGUAUUCUCCAGAGUACUCAAAUCAGCUAUUGUGGGUUUCCUUCAAAGUUCAGAUGAUUGGCAAAACAGUGUCAAUGAAUGUGCUAAAAUGGUUUGUCAUGGCGCGCACACAUAUGUCUACAGUCAAGUUAUUGUUCACAUUCUCUCACAAGAGCCAAGAGGUGGCGCUAUUAUGAAGAGGUUGAGCCAGGAAAUAACUCGUUGUGCUCAACAAGGCGGCCAUGACGUGACCCCAAUAACACUGGCCUUGACCUCUGGUGAGAGUUGGCGCAACGCUCGGACGGCACUUGCAGCCAUGCUAUCGAGGGGCGCCCUCAAUCCGGCUGAUAUCUCGGUGUUGUUCCGCGCUUACACGCAACCAGACUCGCCACCGGUUCAUUUACUUAGGAUACCACAGUUUUUGGAACUACUCGUUGAUUCAUUGUUCAAAUUGGGAAGCAAACUGAAUCCGGAACACAAAUCCAAAUAUAUGUAUCUUUUGGCAUACGCUGCUAGCGUUUGCGAAAGUCCGAGUCCCGGUAAACCUGUUAAAGACGAACUAAAGGCCACUGUGCAAGCUAUUGAAAAAGUACAUGCCGUGUGCAGCAGCUCUGCUAGUUCCAGCGAACUCAUCGCCGAAUUGCCUACUCUAUACCAUUGUAUAAGAUUCCCCGUGGUCGGUAUGGGAGUUUUAGUUUGGGUGGAGUGUGUUGUGACCGAACCUUCGUAUUUCAAACUCUGUACAGAACAUUGUCCUUUGCACCUGGCGCUAUUAGACGAGGUCGCGUCUUGUCAUCCACUGUUGCAUCACAGGCUCUUGAGAUUAUUAGUGAAACUCUUUGAAUCGCCACAAGACGAACUAGAAAUAUUAGUCCAGCUUGAAUUGAAAAAGAUGCUUUUGGAUCGAAUGGUGAAUUUAUUAAGUCGCGGUUGUGUUGUCCCCGUCCUUAGAUACAUUAAGCAGUGCUGGCAGCGCGGAGAUACAGAUAUUUCGUUGAUUAGAUACUUCAUAACUGAGGUUUUGGACGCAAUAGCACCGCCGUACACGCCCGAGUUCGUACAACUUGUCCUACCCAUGGUAGAGAAUGAAGAAAUAACCGGGACGAUGAGAGCAGAAGGUGAAAACGAUCCGGUUUCUGAAUUUAUAGUUCAUUGCAAGGCACAUUUCGUCGUUGUUUGAAGAUAUAUAAAUAAAUAUAUAAUAAACUAAAUGUAACAAUAAUAAUAUGAUUCGUUUUAGUAAUAAUAAUAAAAUGAUUUAUUUUAUUAUCAACCAGUUU
This is a messenger RNA of Bombyx mandarina (wild silkworm), 1969 nucleotides long. RefSeq names its product negative elongation factor complex member TH1 (gene TH1). The record is from RefSeq and is a predicted model, not a curated record. Lineage: Eukaryota; Metazoa; Arthropoda; Insecta; Lepidoptera; Bombycidae. Gene Ontology annotation, molecular function: RNA binding. Gene Ontology annotation, cellular component: NELF complex; nucleus. Gene Ontology annotation, biological process: negative regulation of transcription elongation by RNA polymerase II.